AAAGAAGGUUGUUAUUACAAUGAAACGGGAACCGGACUAUCGAUAAAGUGUGUUUGUAUGUCGUUUUCGUCGAUAUUAAGUGUUGUGUUCACUUUCACCUGUGCGAAUGUCUCAAUCCUUACCUUUUUGUUUGUUAUUUCUUUUAAUUACUGCCGCAUGGGUCGGCGCUUACGUUUAAGUUAACCCUUUAUUUUGAAACGAUGGAACGUUGUUCUUAUGGUUUUUACACCAAAAGGUCAGAAAUACUAGAUAAUAUACAAAAAAAGAAAGACCAAGAAAAAGACCAGCCUCAAAGCCCUAAUUUCCAACAACAAUUAGCAAAGCCUGUCGAUAAACAGCAGAUACACAAUUCAGAUAUACAAAGUGCAAAUGUGUCAGUGACGCAGCAUGUUCCUGCACAGCUACUUUCACCGACACAUGGCGCGGGGUCUCCAGUCCAAUCAAAAGAUGAUGCCAAGGACAAAACUAUAAAAGUUGCCAAUUCUACAACAAUAACAUUAAUUGAAAAUAGCAUUAACGGAGAAAAAGACAAGGACAAUAAUUAUCCUAAAAAUUAUUUUACAUUAGAGCCUAAGAAUGAAAAAAAAGAUGAUUGUAACAAAAACAGUAUCACAAUAACUAGGACUAUACCAAAGCAGUCACCGGGAAGUGCUCAAGUUGAUAAAACUAAGAGUGCGUCAAAAGGCACCAAGAGGCCUCUACAAUAUUUAGAAACUCUAGCAGAAAAAGCUGGUAUAACAUUUGAAGACAAAUACGAAGCUGCAAAUACAUUACUUGCUUUAGAUAAACAGAAUAAUUCUUUUCGUAGACCUGAACUUAAACAGCCUAAAUCAGAACCGGACAAUCACUCGCAAGGUGAAGACUUUAGGUAUAGAAAUCAAAAAGAAGAGGAUGACAAAUUACAAAUACAUCAGCAAAUAAUUCAGCAACAGCAGCAGCAGCAACAGUUACAGCAUCUGCAACAGCAGCAACAACAACAGCAACUGCAACAGCUUCAACAACAGCAGUUACAGCAAUUGCAGCAGCAAGCAUUGCAGCGCCAGCAUCAGGCUAUUCAACAACACUUGAAAAAUCAGCAGGAUCAGCAAGAAAUCUUACAGAAACAGUUUCAACAACAACAACAGCAACAACAACAGCAGCAGCAGCAACAACAACAACAGCAGCAGCAGCAGCAGCAGCAGCAGCAGCAGCAGCAACAACAACAGCAGCAACAGCAGCAACAACAGCAGCAGCAGCAACAACAACAACCUCAACAGCAGCAAUCACAACAAACAUCACAGCAACAACAGCAAUCACAGCAACCUAAACAAGAGAUCCAACAACUCUCUCAACAGCAAGAAUUACAGCAACAGAAAUUUUUACAGGUCGUAAACAACCAGCCGGUACACACGCAGCAGUUUAACGUGCCUGGUAUCGGUGAAAUUAAUCUUAGCUUCCUGGCGUCACCACAAAACAACGUUAAUCUUCUUUUCGACAAGAACCAGAAAACCGGCAUGAGCGGAGAGAUCAAACAACAGCAAAUUGUUGACGGUCAAUCCCAAGUCGUACAGCAGCAGAUCAAUAUGUCGCAACACGAGCCGUCACAGCAGCAUCACCAAACGGUCACCGUUGUCUCUUCUAUGCCCAGCAGUAUGGCGCAGCACCAAGUCCAGCAGCAAGCAACGAGCGGUAUCCAGCAGCAAGCGACUAUGCCGCCCUUACAGAGCUUACCUUCUAAUACGCAACACCCUCAGCAAAUAAGUGCUGAGUGGGGCCAUAGCCGGGUGCAGGUGAUUCAGCAGCCUCUUCAGAACAGCACUUACUUGCAGCAGUUGUAUAAUGCCCAGGGGCCCCUCUUGAUGCCUGGAAACAUCGCACUGCAUCCAGGAAUUAAUUCUCAACAAAUACAGGUGAUCGCCGCCGGUAAGCCGUUCCAGGGCGGUCAGCUCGCGCCUCACAUGCUGACCACUCAGGGGAAACAAGUUCUACAAGGUCAAGCCGCACCAUUCCCCGGCUACACGACGAUACCAGCGAUACCUACGACUCAGAAUCAGACAUUUGUAUUCAGUCCCCUGGGUGUGAUAAACUCGCAGCCUAGUAUUAUCCCCGCGCACUCGCAGUCGACCGUCUCCGGUAUUGGACAACAACAGAAACCUUCGGAAAUGCAUAAGGUAAUGAGCGGUGGUAAGGUGACGGCGACCAAAGUGGGUGGCGCGGGCGCACAGACGGUUCCCGUUCAAGCUCAGUGCGUGCAAGUCUCGCAGCCGGUCCUCGGGCAACAGCCGCAGGCGCAGAUCAUCAGUCCGUUACAGACCGGGAGUCAAACAAUGCAGUUCGCGCCUUGGCAGAUAUCGGGCGCGCUGCCCCAAGUGUGGGCUGGGGGCCUCCAAGCGGGUACCUUGCCGGCCGGGGGCCUCCUGGCUCCUAACCCCAUUUUUAUCAGAGGCACCCAACCGGACUCGCAACCCUCAAUGUUCAUACAGCACUCCCCACAGAACAACUUGCAGCACACCAAUGCGAGCGUCGCUUGUGCUACCGGUACCGCGACCAAGCCUCGCGCUUCAUCGGACGGGCUUGCGAAGAAUCCGCGGCCACUCUCCAACAUCCUACCGUCCGGCAGUAUUCGUCCGGCCGCAUCCGUCUCCACACAGACGAGCGCGAACCAGGCGCAAAACCAGGCGAAACAGCGAGGUAAGCCGGGCGUACGGUCGCCGGCGCCGACGUCCAAGCAAGAUGCGGCCAAUCAAACCAAUAAGAUGCAGCAUCAGAUGCAACAACCUAAGCAACAAUUGCUCGUGAUGAAUUCGAGCGGUCAAAUGACGCAGAUAACGACCGACAAGCAGCCGCUCGCCAAGACCAUCCAGCAGCAGGCGAUGCUGCAGCAGCAAGCUAUGCAGCAGCAACAGCAUCAGCAUCAGCAACAGCAGUUAUUACAUCAACAACAUCAAACUCAGCAAAUGGUUCAACAUUACCAACAACAAGGUAUGACGCUGGGUAUGCAGCAGGGCACUCUCCCUGUUGGUUCUGUUUCGCAAACAUUGCCUAUGGCGGGGAUGCCACAAACUAUUUCGAUGGUACAACAAAUACACCCUUUAAGUAGCAUGGCUCAAGCGGGUACACUCGUGGGACAAAUAAAUACGAGCCAAAAUCCACAAACCACGUCACUCGCGCAAGUGCAGACAUUGCAGCAACAGCCACAGACGUUAGUCGGAAGUGGCUUGGUACAAACGUCAGUGGGAAUGGCCGUACAACAAUCCGUACUGAAUCAUGCGACGCAGAUGCAAGCAGGAACCAUGGGACUGAUUACCACACCAGUCCAAGGAUCAGUUUUACCGAUGCAACCCCAGGCCGCGCUUGUCACACACGUUAAAAAUGAGGAAGAAAAGAACCAACAGGUGACGCAGACGGCGGUAGUGCAGCAACUCUCACAGUCAGAGAGUGUAGAGGGAUCAGUAACAGAAACAGCCUCGGCUGCCACACCGAGCGCGGCCGCGACCAACGUAACAGCGGACGCCGCCGUCUCUACUACCACGUCUACAGGACCAAACACACCAACGGAGAUGUCGAAAUCGAGCCCUACGAAGGGGGCAGAAGGUGUGUCGAUAAUGGUGCAUGAUUCCACGUCGAUGUCAUCAACUGGUUCUGCGUCGUCGGCCAGCGCGCCGUUGUCCAGCACCGCUCAACACUCCACGUCCGUCGCGUCGCAGGUCGUGACGACAAUAGCAUGUUCGAGCUCCACUUCAAGCAUGACAUCAGCUAACAGCUCACCUGGAUCUUCGCCGGCCCUGUUCAAAACUUCGCAGUCUUCAAGCAGACAUAUGAGCCAGCAAGCUGUUCAUGAUAAAGGUCUACCGAAAGCCAUGGUAAAACCUAAUAUCCUGACUCACGUAAUUGAAGGCUACGUCAUUCAAGAGGCUGGUGAACCGUUUGCUGUCAACAGACCUCUCCGGGAAUGGUCGUCGUCCGACAAAGAACAGGACAAAGAAAACAAGCUUCCAUCAACGGAUGAACCGCCGCGCAAGAAACAAAUGCUAGACAACGGAUCGAGCCUUCCUCGCAUAAGUUCGAGCAUUGAGUCGAACGAGCCGACUCAGCAUUCCAGCUCGAAGUCCGAGGUGCCCAUGAACGAGACUUCGGACUCGUCGGCUGACGACGCACAGGCAAAGAUUCCCAAUGCCAAUAAAUGGACUGUGGCUGAAGUUUGCGACUUUAUCCGCAACAUCCCCGGCUGCGCUGGCUACGCAGACGAAUUUCUCAUGCAAGAAGUGGACGGCGAGGCGCUGUUACUCAUCAAACCCGAACAUCUGGUCAUGGCGCUGUCUAUGAAGCUCGGACCUGCACUUAAGAUAGUCGCCUGCAUCGACUCCCUUCGUCCCGAGAGUGAGCAAUCCAACAACGACCAUGACUGAGAUUUUCUUAAAGGUUUAUUUUCAUAAAUAAACCUCAGAUACAACACAAGAGUGUUCAUUAAAAUUAUUCCUACUUUGUAAGAAUUUUGAGAAUGUUUACGAUGUAUACCUUAGGCAGUAAUUGUAAAUAGUAGAUUUAUUUGAUAUUGAAAGUUAAAGUUAACGGAUGCUACAGCCUAUUCCGACCACAGCCGGCGUAAACAAAAAGAAACUUCGUUGACAUUGAAUUGGCGCGAUAUCAUUGGUCGAAAUUUUAAAUUAUCUAUGACAAUCAUUGUGGAAUCGCGCGUUUUAAAUGUCGACGAAAUCGUUAUCGGAACAUUGGAAGUAAAAUUAAAGUGGAUGUAAGUGGUUGAGUGGAUUAGUAUUGUACUGUAAAUGAUAUAAUAAUAUAUUAAUCAUGAUCUGUUUGUUGCGCAUAGCAUAGAAGAGCUAUAAGCAAAUCGUAUGGGAGAUGUGAGACUAAUCUAUAUAUAAAUAAUAAGUGUAUCUUUACUCCUAGGAUCGGAAUAGGGUUAUACAUCCGUUAGCUUAAAUGAAAGGUACGCGUUACUAAGGUCAAAGUUUUGCCAGAAUAGAUGUCGUAACGACCAUGUGAUCAACUUAACAACGUGAUUAUAUUACUAAAUAUACUUAUGUUGAAAUAUCUUUUAUUACUUUUAAUGAAUGUAAGAAGUAUGUAAAUGAUCCCAGUGACGGGCGAUGUUGAUGUUUCGUUUAGUGGUAAAUAGAAGAGCAACACAACUUCAACGUGGACAGGAGAAUAAUGAUAUAGUAUAAAUAUUGUUUUAAGUUAUGAUGAAUUACUUAUAAGUUGUUGGAUAUCCGUACUACGCAUAAACAAAAGUCGACAUUGAAUAAUAAACGAUAUUGUUGCCGAAAUGCUAUCACGUUGAGAAUAUAUACGCCAAAAGUGGGAGAUGAGAUACGAUAAUCGAUUACCACAAACAAUUUGUUUUUGACUCUUUCAGUUUUCUUCCUUUUCAUCGCAUGCGAAGGCUCUUACCUAAACUUUUGUUUAUACGGACGUAAUAAUGUUUCGAAUCGUAUGAAGCGAUCAAGAAACAAGGACUAUGUCGAAAGUUCCGCCUACUUAGUGCUAAGACAUUUGCGUAAUGACGUAACAUACAUUUUUUUUAAAUGUUUCGGAGAUAUCUAAAGUGGUAACAAACUUCUUUCAAAAGAUUGGUAGAACAUUUUGAAAAGAGAUAUAGUUUUCUUUUUUAUGAAAACUGAUAGACAACUUUGCACAAAGGAAAACUUCGUUUGUUACCGCCUUAGUAAAGAAUCUCCUGUAUAUUAAUUAAUUUAACUUAUAUGAAAUUUACGCAAGUAUCAGUGCAUGUCCCUAGAUAUAAUUUAUGUAUUUUUUUUUAUUUGUAUCAUAGUCUUAACGAUAUAUACAAGGUGUGACACAAUACUCGUAGUACGUUAGAGGCAAAUUACAGGUAUAAUACAAGUUAACAUGUUUUCUACAUCAUUUAACAUUCAUAAUUACCUUAAAAAUAUUAAAAUUAACGUUGUAAAUUGAAUAUAAAAUUCUGAAAGUAAAAUAUUAAAAUUAUGUAUUAUAUACAUUUUGAUCAUAUAUGGUUUCUUCGCCUUAAUCAAAUCAAAUCGCCUAAAAACAAAGUAAAACCUUAUUUAAUCAUUUAUUUUAUAAGAUGCGAUGACGGAGUAAUUUGUUAAACCUUGUGUAAAAGUCAAGAUUGAAUAUCAAAGAAUCGGCGUCAAUUCAGAACUCGUGAUAAACUCUACAUGAAUCCAUAAAAUUUAUUAUUAUACUUCCUGUACAAAUUAAAAACUUUAUAGCUGUCCAAAAUAUUAAACUGAAAAUAGUAACUAAAUCAUCGGCAUAUUAUUUUAUUUGUUUGCUUUAAAUAACCAUCAUAAUCUAUUUAAAAUAAUCAUGAUAUUAUAUUCGAGAUUAUAUUCAAAUGAUCAUCACACUAAUGCAAAUUUGCAAUUGUAAAAUAAAAUCACAUCAUACUAUGUCUGUUUUAUAUACAAUUAAACACGUGUAGUCUUGCAUCUAGCAGUAAUUUUAGAAUGCUUAUAAUAUAUGUAAUUUCUGAGAUGUUGAACUAUUAUAUGGUUUUCGUAGGUAUUUGAUAUUAUUAUCUCUUUAGUUUAGAUGUAAACACGAUCAGCGUGUAAGGUGUUGCAGGUGCAAUCGUUUACUACGUAUUUUGAAAAAAGCACAUUCUCUAGAUGUUUAUAAUUUGUUUCAUAUUCUCUGGUAAAGGCAUAAACGAUUUAAUCUAUGGUGCUACUUAUUUCUUUUAUUGUGCUUAUUUUUAUGUUAGUUUUAAUAAUUUAAAUAUAUCUAUAGCAAUUGUAUAUUUCUUAUGAUAAUUAAUAAUGCGUAUUGAAGAUGCAAAAUAGAUUGUGUAAAUAUUAAUUGUUAGACAUGUAAUGCUAAAUAUUCAGUGGAUGUUAUUAAAGAUUUUAUCGUAGACUUGGUGGAUUAAUAUAAUGUGUAAUUUACAAGAAACUUUUGAUUAAAUAAUGUAUGGGACAAGUAACAGCGUAUGGCGUUACAUACCAAAUACAAAUCUAAGAUCUAAAUGUACGGGAAUUUUAAAUUAUUUUAUCAUUUAAAAUUCGAUGUAUCUGCAUUGUUCAUACAUACUUGUAAAAUAUUUUUGGGCGCAUCGGCGCGGACAAGAUACCGUUGAAGUAAUCAUUGUAAAGUUAAAAUGCUUUUUGAUUCCCUGUAACGUGGAGAUCGUUGAUUGUCGUUAUUAUUAAGUUCUUACUUUAAAUUGUUAAAGAUUAAUGUAUUUUUCGUUUCGGUAAUUGACUUCGAUUGAUUCAUUUCUUUUUAAAUAAUAAUUAUCUAUGUAUAGAAACAAACAUAGUGAUAUAACAUAACAUUGUUUUAGAUAUAAUUAUUUUAUCGCAGUGACUUUUUGUCUGUAAAUUUUGAAUGUUUCUUACAAGAGCUUGUGCACUGCCAUGAGGUAAACAUAUUAAUAAACAACUAGUUGUCAAGCCGGCCAACAGCGCCAGGAAUGUCUGCGAUGUGUGACUGCAAUGAUCGUGAGGAUUUUUGUUAUAUUUCAUGUUUAAAUAUUUAUAGUCUUAACAUGUGCGAAAUUUGUAUGUUGUCCAGUUUACAUUGCUCAACUCAUUAGGAGAUGAACUUUUCACGUUGGAAUUAAUAUUAAUAAAGCGGAUGAGACUGA
Molecule: messenger RNA, 7576 nt
Organism: Nymphalis io (European peacock)
Lineage: Eukaryota; Metazoa; Arthropoda; Insecta; Lepidoptera; Nymphalidae
Gene: PH
Product: polyhomeotic-proximal chromatin protein-like
Exons: 28
Coding region: 201-4388 (1395 amino acids)
Molecular function (GO): protein binding
Source: RefSeq, a predicted model, not a curated record